Molecule: messenger RNA, 942 nt
Organism: Condylura cristata (star-nosed mole)
Lineage: Eukaryota; Metazoa; Chordata; Mammalia; Eulipotyphla; Talpidae
Product: olfactory receptor 1D2
Exons: 1
Coding region: 1-942 (313 amino acids)
Biological process (GO): G protein-coupled receptor signaling pathway
Cellular component (GO): membrane
Molecular function (GO): olfactory receptor activity; G protein-coupled receptor activity
Source: RefSeq, a predicted model, not a curated record
AUGGAUGGAGGUAACCAGACUGAGGUCUCAGAGUUCCUGCUCCUGGGCAUCUCAGAGAAUCCUGAAGAACAGCAGAUCCAAUUUUGGAUGUUCCUGGUCAUGUACCUGGUCACAGUGGUGGGAAAUGUGCUCAUCAUCCUGGCCAUCAGCUCUGACCCCCGCCUGCACACUCCCAUGUAUUUCUUCCUGGCCAACCUCUCCUUCACUGACCUCUGCUUCGUCACCAACACAAUCCCCAAGAUGCUGGUGAACCUUCAGUCUGAGAACAAAACAAUCUCCUAUGCAGAGUGCCUGACACAGCUCUACUUCCUGGUCUCCUUGGUGGCCCUGGACAACCUCAUCCUGGCCGUGAUGGCAUAUGACCGCUACGUGGCCAUCUGCCGUCCCCUCCACUACACCACAGCCAUGAGCCCUGGGCUCUGCGUUUUGCUCCUCCUCUCGUGUUGGGUGCUCUCUGUCAUCUAUGGCCUCAUCCACACCCUCCUCAUGACAAGGGUGACCUUCUGUGGGUCCCAGAAGAUUCAUUACAUCUUCUGUGAGAUGUAUGUGCUGUUGAGGAUCGCGUGUUCAGACACUCAGGUCAAUCACACAGCACUGAUUGCCACAGGCUGCUUCAUCUUCCUCACCCCCUUAGGGUUCAUGAUCAUGUCCUAUGUGCGGAUUGUCAGAGCCAUCCUCCGCAUACCCUCAGCCACUGGGAAGUACAAAGCCUUCUCCACCUGUGCCUCCCAUUUGACUGUGGUCGCCCUCUUCUAUGGGACACUUGCUAUGGUCUAUCUUCAGCCCCUCCACUCCUACUCCAUGAAGGACUCUGUGGCCACAGUGAUGUAUGCUGUGGUGACCCCCAUGAUGAACCCUUUCAUCUACAGCCUGAGGAACAAGGACAUGCAUGGGGCUCUGGCAAGACUCCUUCUAGGGAAAGCCUUCCAGAGGUUGACAUGA